CCAGUCACCAAAUUUACAAAUAUUGACAAUUAAUAUGGAUAGCUACAUUGCCAUGUACUCUGACCAGAAGACUACCCGCAGACAUUCGUCCGUCAAGCUAUGGCCAUGAACGACGAGACAAUGCUGAGCAAGCGCCGGAGGCCGUAAAGCGCGAGCUUGACUAGACUUCUUCAUGCUACGGACGCGUGGAAACUGCUACCAAGCCGUAGCUUGUCGUCACUCACCAACAAUGCUCACUCGUCCUCUCUUCCGUGUCGCCACGCGUUGCUUUGCUCUCAGCACAACCUCACUGCACGUCCGCGCUAUGUCUUCGUUCACACUAGAUAAGAACAUCUUCACUCCAGCACUCUACCAGAGGGUCCAAGAUGUCUGGCUCAGCGGCGUGGACCCCAAUGGCGAAGAAGUCAACAUGGACGUAGUAAGAAGAUGGUUUAUGGGCACACCAGAUGAACGUUUCGCCCUCGACAAGACAUGCAGCGACAACUUCCUCCGCGCGCUCGAAGCAAUCGGCCCCACAAAACUCACAACACCGACCGCACAACCCUUCCUCUCCCAAUUAACAGAAAUUGCGCAAAACGAUUCGAAAGGCGAUGGUGCAGAAGCAGCCUCCGCAGCGCUGAGCAUAGCCAUCCUCCUCGACCAGAUGCCGCGCAACAUCUUCCGUACAAACGAAGGCCUGGUCAAAGUAUACACGCACUACGACAAGAUCUCGCAAGCCUUCAUACGCACGUUGUUUUCGCCGGCGGGUCCUAUACCGCGACCAGAUCAGCAUCCGUUGUGGCGCAAUUCUACGGCGCAUAGGAUGUGGUUCUAUAUGCCCUUGUGUCACUCGGAAGACGUCGAGGUACAUAAGCAGCUAGAUGGGCUGAUGGAGGAUUUGCAGAGGGAUCUGGAUGUGCAGCCGGGAUGUGCAGGCUCGAAGAAGCUGUUAGAAGGGCAGUUCAAGGCGGAGAGGGAGCAUAGGGAGAUCAUUGAUAGGUUUGGGAGAUACCCGCAUCGUAAUGGUGCAUUGGGGCGGAAGAGUACUGAGGAGGAAGUCAAAUUCAUGUCUGAAGGAGGGGCGACGUUUGGAGUUGCUCAGGAGAAGGAUGAGUUAUAAACAUAGGUCAUGCUCAGCAUACCAGUGUGUUAAUCCCUUUGACAUCUCCCUUCCUGCUUCUUCCUACCAUCUUCGCACGCGCAGCUUACUGUUGGGCUGCAGUCCGUCUUCUAUCGGUGCUUUGCUGUUGGCUUGAGGGGUAUGUCACGACUAGUCUAGCUUGGGGUAUAAUGUGGCCUCAAACGUAGUUCACCCUUUAAACUAGCCUGAACAGAUUCCAG
Messenger RNA from Macroventuria anomochaeta, 1320 nucleotides. Its product is annotated as DUF924-domain-containing protein. Bases 230 to 1099 code for a protein of 289 amino acids. The transcript has a single exon. Gene Ontology annotation, molecular function: protein binding. The record is from RefSeq and is a predicted model, not a curated record. NCBI's taxonomy places the organism in Eukaryota, Fungi, Ascomycota, Dothideomycetes, Pleosporales, Didymellaceae.